UUUAUAAUCGCUUUUUUAUUUCCUCUUCUCUUCUCUUCUCUUUGCUUAUGCUUGUUUAAUAGUUUUGAGAAAAGAUAAUAUAAAAAAUGAAUUGCCUCAGACGGGUUACUCUUCGCUUUGUAUCGUCUUCAGCCUCCAUACCUGCAAGGCCAACGUCGAUUGCGCCGGUUUCUCCACUUUCUAUUGCAUCCCGCCAGCUACCUCGCCGUUCAUUCCAGCGCCGAUGGGCCAGCGACGAAGCUCCAAUUCAAUUGAAGCGCGAAGAAAAGGAUACAAGAGCUGCAGCAGAUAAUGAGGAUACCCAAGCAGUGGAAUCUACUACAGAGGUUCUUAAAACGGAAUUCACAGAACCGACAGAGCCGGGGAAUAAUGGGUCAAUUGAGGGGAUCCAGACAGCCGAUUCUGUACUAGACAGCGUCAAGAUUAAUGCAGAUACACCACGGAAUGGCUCGAAAGAGUCAACCAAGCCGGAAAUUGAACCAUACCCCGAAGGAUGGCAGAGCCCCGCUAAGUUUUCUGAACCUCCACCAUGCGAGACAAUCUAUGUUGGGAACCUUUUCUUCGAUGUGACAGCGGAUGAUCUUAGAAAACAGAUGGAGAAAUAUGGAAUUGUUGAGCAGGCUACGAUUGUUCAUGAUACUCGAGGCUUGAGCAAGGGCUUUGGUUAUGUCACCUUUGCCAAUAUCCAAUCUGCAAAGCGCGCGGUACGCGGUAUGCAUUUGAGCAUAUUUGAGGGUCGCCGCCUCUACGUGCAAUUUGCCAUGGAAUCGUUGAAGCAUACCCGGCAGAAGAGUCAGCCCAGCAAGUUGCUGUACAUCGGCAACCUAAUGUACGAAAUGACGGAUCGCGAUUUGUACGAUCUGUUUAGGGAUGUUGAGAAUGUCACUGAUAUCCGGAUAGCGGUUGACCGUCGCACUGGGCAGCUGCGUGGUUUCGCUCAUGCCGAAUUCCUCGAUAUCUACAGCGCCGAGGUCGCAUAUGAGAUCCUGAGCAGAAAGGCCCCGUACGGCAGGAAACUUCACAUUGAAUACAGCCAAAAGAGGACCAAGCGCGGAGGUGGUCAAAUCGGCAGCAGUGAGGAUAUGCAGGUGCUAUAGCGGGACAUAGCUUGAAUUUUACGUGCGAUGUAUAAUACUACUCCGAGUUCUGUGUACCUGGUCGCGCAUCGUAU
Messenger RNA from Monascus purpureus, 1171 nucleotides. Lineage: Eukaryota; Fungi; Ascomycota; Eurotiomycetes; Eurotiales; Aspergillaceae. The record is from the annotation of a GenBank genome assembly.